Paramuricea clavata is the source of this 465-nucleotide messenger RNA. The record is from the annotation of a GenBank genome assembly. Lineage: Eukaryota; Metazoa; Cnidaria; Anthozoa; Malacalcyonacea; Plexauridae.
GGAUUUUCAGAAUCACAUAAUUUAACACGACAUAAAAUAUCAGCACACAAGGUAAAGCAGUGUUUUGAGUGCGCUAAAUGUAAGAAAACAUUCACAGAACAUAAAAGUCUCAAACGUCACUGGAGAGUACAUUCAAGAGAUGGCUUAUUAUUCUGCAACAGUUGUGGCAGGGAAAUUAUUCAAGAACAAGGACAUGUUGGUGAGAUACUGAGUGGUGAUUAUCUUGUGUGUGACAAGUGCGACAAACAAUUCCCUGAUAUUGAAAGUUUAUAUCAGCACAAAGCCAAAGACCAUGGUACGUCCUACCAAUGGGAUGUCUGUAAGGAAUUAGACGCAAAAGAAGCAACUGGCAUUGGUUAUAUCUGUUGUGUCUGCGAUGCCGAGUUUGAAAUCCCCACCAAACUUGAAGAUCAUAUGAGUAUGCAUGACAAUGUGCUGCCCCACCAGCAAGGCAAGAUAAAUUGA